Archocentrus centrarchus (flier cichlid) is the source of this 1898-nucleotide messenger RNA. RefSeq names its product tripartite motif-containing protein 16-like. Bases 153 to 1841 code for a protein of 562 amino acids. The record is from RefSeq and is a predicted model, not a curated record. Lineage: Eukaryota; Metazoa; Chordata; Actinopteri; Cichliformes; Cichlidae. The transcript has a single exon. Gene Ontology annotation, molecular function: protein binding; zinc ion binding.
UGCAGAUGUUAGUAUAUAACCAGCACGCCACAACUGAUGAGAUAUUCACUGCAGAGCAGCAAAGCAAGAAAAAGGAACCGAGUUUUGGCUUGAUUCAGAGAUCAGUUUUUAUCUGGAAGUGAAAGUCUCUCUCUCACUGUCUCGGAGGUAAAAUGGCGCAGCGAGGAAUUCAGCUCGACCAGGACAAACUCUGCUGUUCGAUCUGCUUGGAUCUACUGAAGGAUCCUGUGACUAUUCCCUGUGGACACAACUACUGCAUGAACUGCAUCAAAUGCUUCUGGGAUAGAGGUGAUCCAAGGGAAACCCACAGCUGCCCUCAGUGCAGACAGACCUUCGUAUCGAGGCCUGCUCUGGUGAAAAACACCAUGCUGGCAGAGCUGGUGGAGGAAAUGAAGAAAAUGGGACUGCAAGCUCCUCCUGCUGAUCACUGUGAUGCUGGAUCUGUAGCUGUGGCCUGUGAUUUCUGCAUUGGGGAAAAACUGAAAGCAGUCAAGUCCUGUCUGCAGUGUCUGGUCUCUUACUGUGAGCAGCACCUCCAGCCUCACUAUGAAUCCCCUGCCUUUAAAAAUCACAAGCUGGUGGACCCCUCCCAGAUGAAGAUUAUCUGCCCUCACCACAAUGAGGUGAUGAAGAUCUUCUGCCGCACUGAUCAGCAGUGUAUCUGUUAUCUGUGCGCCAUGAAUGAACACAAAGCCCACUGCACUGUCUCAGCUGAAGCAGAAAGGAGUGAGAGGCAGAGAGAGCUCGGGGCAAGUCAUCAGAAAAUCCAGUGGAGAAUCCAGGAGAAAGAGGAAGCCAAGAAGGUGCUUCAGCAGGAGGUGGAGGCCAUUAAUCACUCUGCUGAUAAAGCUGUGAGGGGCAAUGAGAAGAUUUUCACUGAACUGGUGAAAAUGAUUGAGAAAAGAAGCUCUGAUGUGACACAGCAGAUCAGGCUUAAGCAAAAAACUGAGGUCAGUCGGGCUAAAGAGCUCCAGGAGAAGCUGCAGCAGGAGAUCUCUGAGCUGAAGAGGAGAAGCGCUGAGCUGGAGCAGCUUUCCCACACAGAGGACCACACGCAGUUUCUCCACAGUUACACAUCGCUGUCACAAACCAGCGAAUGGACAGACUCACCGCACAUCCACAUCCGCCCUCUGCGCUACUUUGAGGAUGUGACAGCAGCUGUGUCGAAGGCCAGAGAUAAACUGUGGGGAAUUUUUGGUGAUGUUUGCAGCAACGUCUCAGUGACAGUGACUGAGGUGGAUGUUUUACUGCCACAACCGGAGCCCCAGACCAGAGCUGAAUUCUUACAGUAUUCCUGUCAGCUCACACUGGAUCCGAGCACAGCAAACUCAUUAUUGAUAUUGUCUGAAGGGAACAGAAAAGCAACGGGAACGCCCACUUUUCUAGCGGCAGUGCAGCUGGCAGUGGAGUUAUAUGCAAACCAACCAAAAUCGUCCGCCUUCACAAACAGGUUUCAGGUGCUGAGCAGAGAGAGUCUGAGCGGACGGUGUUACUGGGAGGUGGCGUGGAGCGGAGGAGAAGCUACAGUGGCAGUCACAUACAGGGAUAUUAGCAGGAAGAGAGAUGAAAGUGAAUUUGGACACAAUGACAAAUCCUGGGCUUUGCAAUGUGUCAACCAAAGAUGCCUUUUCAAACAUAACAAAAGAAAAACUCCCAUUUCAGCCCGCCAGCCUUCCAGAGUAGGAGUGUACCUGGAUCACAGAGCGGGAAUUCUCUCCUUCUACGGCGUCUCUGACACCAUGACUCUCCUCCACAGAGUCCAGACCACAUUCACUCAGCCGCUCUUCGCUGGACUCGGCCUGGAUUUGGGAUCUACGGCUGAGCUGUGUGAGCUCAAAUAGACAGGAAGUAUGUAACAGCUGGUGUGCAUGGACGGCAGCGGCGGCUACACUGGCUGA